Mauremys reevesii (Reeves's turtle) is the source of this 1388-nucleotide messenger RNA. RefSeq names its product leukocyte immunoglobulin-like receptor subfamily B member 5. The transcript is spliced from 10 exons. NCBI's taxonomy places the organism in Eukaryota, Metazoa, Chordata, Testudines, Geoemydidae. The record is from RefSeq and is a predicted model, not a curated record. The coding region runs from base 142 to 1098 and encodes 318 amino acids.
AGGGGUCGAGCGCAUCACGAGCUUCCUGGGACUGCAGCCCCCGGCGCAGUUCCUCAUUCCCCUCGCACUCGGGCCUCAGGCUGGGUGGAGUUCAGCACUGGGGUGUUGGUGGCAGCGCUGAGGGUCCUGCACUGCCCCAUUAUGGUGUCUGCUCUGACCGUCCUCCUCCUCGGCUGCUGGCUGGCCGGGCACAGCGGGGCGUGGGGAGAGCCCAGCUACCCCAAACCCAGCAUCUCUGGGAUCCCCAGCGAGGGGGUUUCAUUGGGGGGAUCCGUGAGCAUCUGGUGUAAGGGGCAGCACCAGGCCAUGCAGUUCGUGCUGUAUAAAGAUGGACGCCAUCUCCAAAGUGUGGAUUCGGACUCACAGGCUCUGUUUCUCAUCAACAACGUGAGCCGGGAGGACGGCGGGAGCCACAGCUGCUCCUAUCGCAGCAGAUCGGAGCCGUUCAACGUGUCGUACCCCAGCGACCCCGUGGAGCUGGUGGUGAGAGAUCCCAGCUUACCCAGACCCUCCAUCUCCCUGAGCCCCACUGGGGUCACCGCCCCAGGGGCAGACGUCACCAUCUGGUGUCAGGGGCAGCACCGGGACAUGAGGUUCUUCUUGCACAAGGCUGGAGACCUGAACCCGCAGCGACACAUGGACCCUGCUGGGGACGGGGCCGAGUUCCGCAUCCCCAGCGUGGGCCGGCAGCACGGAGGGAACUACAGCUGCAGCUACCGGCCCCAAUCAGAGCCCUUCAUCUCCUCAGAGCCCAGUGACCCCGUGCAGCUGGUGGUAGCAGACGCUGGUUCUAUUCCCGCAACGGGAACUGACCCGACCCAGCCUGGAGCGGCCCCGGCUCCCACCCGCCUGGACAGCCCAGAGCCAGGAUCGAGACCUCUGACUUGGGCCAUCAUCGCCGGGAUGAGCGUAGCAGCCGCCGGCCUCCUCCUGCUUCUCUUCCUUGUGGCCUUCGUCUGUUUCAGAAAAAUCCGAGCCAGAAGAGGAGCUGCACCGAGACCGAGCAGCACCAGCCCUAUGGGGGCAUUAAAGGCGCCGGCUCAGCAAGACCCCCUCUACACCUCCAUCGACAAAGGGAAAGAGACGCAGACCCCGUGAUGAGCAGAGAAAGAGUCCCCUCAGCUCCACCAUCAUGGCCCCGGCAUGAGAUGCUUCCCACCCCCGGCCCCUGCAGCCUCCGGACCUACAGAUCAGCCUGCAGAGACACCCCUGACCCACAUCUGCCUGGGUGCUCAGACAUCGGCUGGCUCCCUGUUGCCUCAGUUUCCCUUAACUUCUGCUUAAAGAGCCCCCCUAAGUCUGCUAGUCCCCACAAGUGACACUCUGUACCUCGGGGGGACACCCUCCACCCCCAUGUUCAUCCUUAUAAUAUGAUGAUAAUAAUAAUA